Messenger RNA from Eutrema salsugineum, 1679 nucleotides. RefSeq names its product shaggy-related protein kinase epsilon. Gene Ontology annotation, biological process: protein phosphorylation; signal transduction. The record is from RefSeq and is a predicted model, not a curated record. Gene Ontology annotation, molecular function: ATP binding; protein serine/threonine kinase activity. Bases 217 to 1446 code for a protein of 409 amino acids. The transcript has 13 exons. Gene Ontology annotation, cellular component: cytoplasm. NCBI's taxonomy places the organism in Eukaryota, Viridiplantae, Streptophyta, Magnoliopsida, Brassicales, Brassicaceae.
ACCUAUUGGGGUCCGCUUUCUCUGCCAUUAGAAAGAAAAAAAAACAACCAAAAUACAGAGAGAAAACUCAGAAUCACAACACAGAGAGAGAGGCUUGCUAUUAUCUGCAAAAGGGAAGAGUUUUUCUAGGGUUUCCAGUUGCUGCCGACAUAAGAUGGUGGAGUGAAAUUGCGGCGGAGACAUUCAGAUUGACGAACUGAAUUGAAGCUGGUGAAAAUGGCUUCUGUGGGAACAUUACCUUCUUCUAUGACUACAAAACAGAACAAUGCUUCCAUAUGCGCUGACAAACUACCUGAAGGGAUUAAUGAGAUGAAGAUAAAAGAUGACAAGGAAAUGGAAGCAGCUGUGGUUGAUGGGAAUGGAACUGAAACAGGUCACAUUAUCGUUACAACUAUUGGUGGUAAAAACGGCCAGCCUAAACAGACCAUAAGUUACAUGGCAGAGCGCAUCGUUGGACAAGGUUCAUUUGGAAUUGUUUUUCAGGCCAAGUGUUUGGAAACGGGGGAAACUGUUGCGAUCAAGAAAGUUUUGCAAGACAAAAGAUACAAGAAUCGCGAGCUACAGACGAUGCGUCUUCUCGAUCACCCUAAUGUUGUGUCCCUCAAGCACUGCUUUUUCUCAACGACCGAAAAAGAUGAAUUGUAUCUCAAUUUGGUACUUGAAUACGUUCCUGAGACCGUAUAUCGUGUCUCAAAGCACUACAGUCGGGCAAAUCAGAGGAUGCCCAUGAUAUAUGUUAAACUCUAUACAUACCAGAUUUGCAGAGCUUUGGCUUACAUUCAUGGAGGAGUAGGAGUCUGCCACAGAGACAUAAAACCACAAAAUCUUCUGGUUAAUCCUCAUACACAUCAGGUCAAGCUCUGUGACUUUGGAAGCGCGAAAGUUCUGGUCAAAGGCGAACCAAACAUCUCAUAUAUUUGCUCUCGUUACUAUCGAGCACCUGAACUUAUAUUUGGAGCCACGGAAUAUACAACAGCUAUUGACAUAUGGUCUGCAGGCUGUGUUCUUGCUGAAUUGCUCCUUGGACAGCCUCUAUUUCCAGGUGAGAGUGGAGUGGACCAGCUAGUUGAGAUUAUUAAGGUUCUUGGAACACCAACUCGUGAGGAAAUCAAAUGUAUGAAUCCAAACUACACUGAGUUUAAAUUCCCUCAAAUAAAGGCUCAUCCUUGGCACAAAAUAUUCCAUAAGCGUACACCUCCAGAAGCUGUAGACCUCGUCUCAAGGCUUCUCCAAUAUUCUCCAAACCUCAGAUCAACCGCUAUGGAGGCUAUAGUUCACCCGUUCUUUGAUGAGCUUCGUGAUCCCAAUACACGUCUACCUAAUGGUCGUCCCUUGCCUCCUCUCUUCAACUAUAAACCACAAGAGCUUAAAGGAGCAAGCUUGGAGUUGUUGUCCAAGCUUAUACCUGACCACGCUCGUAAACAAUGUUCCUUCCUUGGUCUCUAGAUGACUAAAUCUCCACGUAAAAAGAUGUGUGUAUGUACACAUAGAUAUGCUGAUCGAUUAAGUAAUGGAGUUUAGCUUCUCAGGAUUAUAUAAUUAUUGUUAGCCUCCAUCUAUUUAUGUAUUUCUGUCGUUUAUUGUCUUGCCACGGAUGAUAGACAUUUUUUAUUAGUAAAAGCUUUGUACUUUUAUAUAUGAAUUGAUGAUUAAUGUAAUGUAUGUAACGGUCUUUGACU